AUGGUGUUACAAAUUCAUCCAUCACUGGAAGAAGCUCGAACAGUAGUAACUGAAGAUGUGAAUGAAAAAGAUGGACUUAGUGGACAAGCAAAUUUCCCCUGCGCCUAUACAGCACCGCGAUCAAAGGUUAAUCUAGGAGUAAUGCUGGGUGUAUUUUUACCAACGAUCCAGCAUAUUCUUGGAGUAACAAUGUUCAUACGGCUGGCAUGGGUGGUUGGAAUAGCUGGCAUAAUGGAUACUAUGAUUUUGUUACUGCUUUGCUGCUUAUGUACAUUGUUGACAAGCAUCUCAUUAUCAGCGGUAGCAACAAAUGGCAUUGUGGAAAGCGGAGGAGUUUAUUUUAUGAUUUCAAGGAAUUUGGGAGCAGAAUUUGGCAGUGCUGUGGGUAUUUUGUUCUAUUUGGCGAAUACGGUGGCAUCAUCAAUGUAUAUAAUUGGUGGAAUUGAAGUGAUGCUGCUCUACAUUUUUCCAUCUUUAACUAUUGGUGGUAGCGAUGUGCACUCCGAUACCGGUAUGUGGGGGAUGAUGUCACAUAAUUAUCGUAUUUACGGAUCAAUGCUUCUUUUACUGGAAGUGAUAAUCGUUGCUAUGGGUGUACGGUUUGUACAACUUCUUGCACCGGUAUCUCUGUUCGUAGUUAUUGUUUCUAUACUGGCAUGCUUUGCCGGCGGUAUCGAAAAAGCGCUUCAUCAUAGCGGUCAACAUGUAUGUAUGCUAAACGAACAACUUCUUCAGUCACGAAUAUUUUUUCCACAUGGCACCGAUCUUUCAACACUUUGCAAGCGAUGUGUUAAAUCCGAAGAUAUAUCGGAUGAUUUCUGCAACAGCACAACAGCAUCUUUUUGCACACAUUUUACUGCUUCAACGUUGACAUGCGCCAACGCAUUCCCUGGCAUCAAUGCGCAAACCUUCUACGAAAAUAUGAAACGAAUGUAUAUGGACGCGGGCGAAUCUUAUCCCGAUGUAGCGGCUGAUGAUGCUGGUCUGGAAGUUUCUCAAGACUUUCACACAAGCUUUUUCAUCUUGCUUGCCAUCUACUUCCCAGCUGUUACCGGCAUUAUGACAGGAACAAAUAUGAGUGGCGACUUGAAAGAUCCGCAAAGGUCGAUUCCAUGCGGAACGAUCGCCGCAACACUAACAACAUCCACAAUUUAUUACGCAUUAGCAUUACUAUUCGGUGCCUCAAUUACUGGACCGGUUUUGCGUGAUAAAUAUGGGCGAAGUUUGGACAGUUCGAUGAUUGUUGCACUGUUGUCUUGGCCCUCACCGUGGGUUGUCAUCAUUGGCUCUUUCCUGUCCACAUUCGGUGCUGCUUUACAAUGUUUAUGCAGUGCACCACGUUUACUGCAAUCAAUUGCUAAAGACGAUGUUAUACCAGCAUUGGCACCAUUUUCCAAAGUUACGGGAACUAAUGAACCAUUUUUUGGCUUACUAAUGACAGCAUUGAUAGCUGAAUUUGCCAUAUUGCUUGGCGCGGUGGAUAAAAUAGCUGAGGUACUGGAUUUUUUCUUCCUCAUGUGUUAUGCAUUUGUGAAUCUAAUCUGUGCGUUGCAUUCAUUGUUGAAAGUACCAAACUGGAGACCACGGUUUCGUUACUAUCACUGGUCCUUAUCAUUGACCGGUGCAGCUUUGUGUUUCUUCAUAAUGUUCGCAUCACAUUGGCAAUAUGCAUUAUUUUCAAUCAUUUUGACUUUUGUUAUAUACAAGUAUGUGGAAUGGAAAGGGGCUAAAAAAGAAUGGGGUGAUGGAAUACGGGGUUUGGCGUUGUCAACAGCGCAGUAUAGUUUGCUGAAAGUUGAGGACAAAGAUCCACAUCCGAAAAACUGGCGGCCUCAGUUGCUUGUUCUGAUAUAUGACACCUGGUCUAAUGGUAUCAUCGACAAGCAGAAUGUUAAUUUAAUUGAUUUAGCUGGACAAUUAAAAGCAGGACGGGGUUUGGCCAUUGUGAUUGCGCUUAUAAAGGGUUCUGUUUGGAACUGCAGUGAUCGACAAAAAGCUGAAAAGGUGAAAGAAAAGAUCCAACACGAUAUGUUGCGGGUUCAUUUGCGCGGUUUUGGCAAAACGUUACUAUAUGAUGAAGAUCAGAUGGACGGAUGCUUUACGACAUUAUUCCAAAGUAUUGGUAUUGGUGGUUUGAAACCCAACACUGUGCUGAUGAAUUGGCCUGAAAGAGAAGAGGAAAAGGCAGUCUUUGCCGUGGAGUUAGUUGAAGCUGUAGCAAAUGAUGAAUGUAUUAUGCUAACCAAAGGCAUCACAGCAUUUCCAUCAUUAUCUAGUGAUCGUCUAACUGGUUACAUAGAUAUCUGGUGGAUUUCACAUGAUGGCGAUUUGCUUAUGCUGACUGCAUUUCUUCUCAAGCAAAAUAAGGUAUGGCGAGGCUGCAAAUUGAGAAUUUUUGCAAUUGGUGAAAUACCUGAAAGGAAUGUUGAAUUGAAAGAAAUGCUGCAAAAAUACAUUUAUAUGUUACGUAUCAAUGCAACAGUUUUUAUAGUGGAUGACAGUGUGAAUCAAAAAGAUGUAUCUGAAACUUCGACUGGAGGAGAUUGUAGUGCUGCUGCACUCAUGAUUGCCACCAAAGAGGGAAAAAUUGACCACAAAAACCAAAAAUUAGUUAAAGAUGCCGCAAGUGAAAAUACUGAAAUACAAACAGAAACAACUUUUACCCGGGACAAUUGUUCUUCACUUUCAAAACGUCAUUUAUCAGUUUAUAGUCAAGGAGAAAAGGAAUUUCAUGACGAUGAAAACUGGAAGAUGCCAAGUUUGGGAACAAUAAAACGUUUCAAUGAUGUUAUCGUGGGGAAUUCGAAAGAUUCGCAGUUAGUCCUUCUCAGCCUUCCUCGUCCACCGAUAAGUAAGAGGAAAAUACUGUCGCACUACAUGUUUUAUGUUGAUACACUCACUCUGAAUCUCCAACGAAUUCUAUUUAUCGGUGGUAGUGGCAAAGAAGUUGUUACAAUCAAUUCUUAA
Molecule: messenger RNA, 2967 nt
Organism: Loa loa (African eye worm)
Lineage: Eukaryota; Metazoa; Nematoda; Chromadorea; Rhabditida; Onchocercidae
Exons: 26
Coding region: 1-2967 (988 amino acids)
Biological process (GO): chloride transmembrane transport; potassium ion import across plasma membrane; chemical synaptic transmission
Cellular component (GO): membrane
Molecular function (GO): potassium:chloride symporter activity
Source: RefSeq, a predicted model, not a curated record